UCAUCAGCGAUGAUGUGAAUCUAACCCCACAGCUCAUAAAUGGCAGAUGUGCUACAUCGUAGCAUGUUUACUACCAGGCAGCAGUCGCGUGCAGUAGCUUGGCAGUGGCACGGUACCGAAGUGGUUGUCCAUAAAGUAUCUCCUCUACAGUUCCUUCCUAAGCAUUCUGUGACGGGACCUUUGAGAUGUUCAAGCAAACUAUCAACGCAGGCCUUUACUGACACAGAAAGCAGCAGCAGCAGCAGCAGCAGCAGCAACAGACCUGAACAGGCGAGCGCUGCCGCCCUGGCGCGUGGGCCUGAUGACCCGCCCGACCUAGCGAUGCUGGUACGACGGUUGGACGAGCUACUGCAUACAGCGGCGACUGCGGCGGAUGGAGGCACAGAGUCGCGCCGUGCAGAAGCCGCGGCGGUGGCUAUGGCAGCCCGGGGCCGGGAGCUGGGGUUGCUGCGGGGUUUCGGAGCCGUACGACAGGUGCCUAAGCGACUAUAUUCUAUUGAGGAGCUACGAUUAAACCGUGUGGAAACGGAGAAGCUGCUGAGCCCGAAGGACACGUCACUAAAUGCCGUACGUACCCAGGCGCAAGUCGCGGCAGCGCUGGGCCUUGCGGCCGCUGCCUGGGCCAACCAUUGGGACGGCGGCGGCGUCCUGGCGGCGCUGUUCGGCGUCGUGUUCGUACUCAUGGCGGACCAGGUCGCGAACGGCGGCGGAGGCGAAGCCCUGCUGGUCGACUCCCUGGGCCGGUUGCUGCGGCCCUCCUAUGCCGCCCGAGUUGCGUAUCACGAGGCGGGGCACCUGCUGGUGGCGUACCUGGUGGGCCUGAUGCCCAGGGCAUACACACUGAGCUCCAUGGAUGCCUUCCUAAGGUACCGGGCUCUCAACAUCCAGGCGGGCACCCGGUUCUGUGAUGGGGAGUUCGCGGCGGAGGUGGCGACGGGCCGACUCAAGUCGAGCAGCUUGGACAGGUACACCUGUGUGGCCCUGGCGGGUGUUGUGACUGAGUACCUAAGAUUCGGGGUGGCGGAGGGGGGACUGGGAGAUGUGCAGCAGCUGGAUGCCAUGUUCCGGGCACUGCAA
This is a messenger RNA of Volvox carteri f. nagariensis, 1077 nucleotides long. RefSeq lists its product as uncharacterized. Lineage: Eukaryota; Viridiplantae; Chlorophyta; Chlorophyceae; Chlamydomonadales; Volvocaceae. Gene Ontology annotation, molecular function: ATP binding; metalloendopeptidase activity; ATP-dependent peptidase activity. The transcript is spliced from 6 exons. The record is from RefSeq and is a predicted model, not a curated record. The annotation marks the transcript as partial. Gene Ontology annotation, biological process: proteolysis.